Moesziomyces aphidis is the source of this 855-nucleotide messenger RNA. The record is from the annotation of a GenBank genome assembly. NCBI's taxonomy places the organism in Eukaryota, Fungi, Basidiomycota, Ustilaginomycetes, Ustilaginales, Ustilaginaceae.
AUGCUGCCAACGAACGUGCACGCGCCGGCUCGAGUCCGAGCUCCUGCUCAGCCUACGAUCACAUCGGCUUCCUCCGCAGCCAUGACGACGCAUGGUUCGACAGGCAUGCAGUGGCACCAGGCCAUCUUCCUGCGGCUGCAAGAGCGAGAUGUGGUGGAGAAGCAGCACGAUGCCAUGUUUCAACAGUACCGCAAGCUCGCAGAGCAGACACGCAUGCUGAAGCAGCGCAACCGCGCCCUCCUCAAUGCAGCCGCCGUAGCACCAUCGCCAUCGUCCGCCUCAGCCUCGAGCCCAGCGGGUGCCACGUCCGGUGCCGCCUCGCCUUCGCCCUCGGUGACUCCUGCGGCGACUUCGGUCCAGCUUGCCUACAUCACAUCACUCGAGCAGCAACUCGCGUCGCUGCGGGACGAGGUUGCGACGCUGUACAAGACGCAGGGACAGAAUGCGCAGCGGCUGCUGCUCAUGAACGAAUCGCAUCGCGAAAAGGAAGACGAGGCGCGCCGCCAGUCGGAACUGCUCGCCAAACUCCAGAUCGACCACGAAAAGCUUCGGCGCCAGGCCGACGACCUCACGCACGCCGUGGGAGAAAAGGAUCGAGGCAUUCAGAUCUUGCAGGACGAGCUGGCCACACUCAGCCUCGAACUCAGUCAGAUCGAGGCGCGCAACCAGGACCUCAAGAAGGACAACGCCAGCCUCCUCCAGCGCUGGCUCGACCGCAUGAACCAAGAGGCCGACAGGAUGAACGAAGGAACCAUAUGGCUCGAAGAGGUCCGCAAGCGCAGAGAGUCCUCCACCAACGCGGAAGGCAGCCCAAAACCCUCGGAUCCCAAGCCGCCACAACCCAAGCCAAAGUAG